UGUGUCCGUGACCUGGCGCGCGGCCCCCCGCGGAUAGGGGUGAACGCGUGAGAGCUUUCGCAUGGGCGGGCACCCGCUGAGACGUGCCGCCCCUCUGGCCCGCGGCGCCCACACGUGGCGCGGCCGCGAGCGUGGCGCGGCCACGUUAUAAGCCACGCGCGACGGCCCUCGUCGCCAACCUACGAUGCCCUGGCCUCAUCUUAACGCUCGCGCGGCAAGGCGGCACACUUGGUCUCGCCGGUGACAAGAAGCAGAGGCAGCACGCGCACGGCGAAGUGUAGCUGGUGAGUUUGGCGUUGUUUGGUACACGCCGAUCGAGAUGAGCACGGGCAUGCGGCCGGGGCGGCGGUUCACGCUGGGGCGCAGCGAGGACGUGACGCACCCAGACACCAUCCGCGCCGCCAUCUCCGAGUUCCUCGCCACCGCCAUCUUCGUCUUCGCCGCCGAGGGCUCCGUCCUCUCCCUCGGGAAGACGUACCACGACAUGAGCACGAUGGGCGGGCUGGUGGCGGUGGCGUUGGCGAACGCGCUGGCUCUGGCCGUGGCGGUGGCGGUGGCCGUGAACAUCUCCGGCGGGCACGUAAACCCGGCCAUCACCUUCGGCGCGCUGCUCGGCGGGCGCAUCUCCCUCAUCCGCGCGGUCUUCUACUGGGUCGCGCAGCUCCUGGGCGCCGUCGCCGCAACGCUCCUCCUCAGGCUCGCCACGGGGGGCAUGCGUCCGCCGGGGUUCUCACUGGCGUCGGGGGUCGGCGACUGGCACGCUGUGCUGCUGGAGGCCGUGAUGACGUUCGGGCUCAUGUACGCCUACUACGCCACGGUGAUCGACCCGAAGCGGGGCCAAGUGGGUACCAUCGGGCCUCUCGCCGUCGGGUUCCUGAUGGGAGCCAACGUGCUGGCGGGCGGGCCGUUCGACGGCGCCGGGAUGAACCCGGCGCGGGUUUUCGGGCCCGCGCUCGUCGGGUGGAGGUGGAGGCACCAAUGGGUGUACUGGCUCGGCCCCUUCCUCGGCGCCGGGCUCGCCGGGCUGGUGUACGAGUACCUCGUCAUCCCGUCCGCCGACGCCGCGCCGCACGCGCACCAGCCGCUCGCACCCGAGGACUACUAGCCUGCGGCCUUGCUUGCCAGUUCUGGCGCCGGCGCCGGC
Molecule: messenger RNA, 1144 nt
Organism: Phragmites australis (common reed)
Lineage: Eukaryota; Viridiplantae; Streptophyta; Magnoliopsida; Poales; Poaceae
Product: aquaporin TIP3-1-like
Exons: 2
Coding region: 320-1105 (261 amino acids)
Biological process (GO): transmembrane transport; water transport
Cellular component (GO): membrane
Molecular function (GO): water channel activity
Source: RefSeq, a predicted model, not a curated record